This is a messenger RNA of Zea mays, 1692 nucleotides long. Its product is annotated as transcription termination factor MTEF1, chloroplastic. Bases 45 to 1217 code for a protein of 390 amino acids. The transcript is spliced from 2 exons. The record is from RefSeq and is a predicted model, not a curated record. Gene Ontology annotation, molecular function: double-stranded DNA binding. NCBI's taxonomy places the organism in Eukaryota, Viridiplantae, Streptophyta, Magnoliopsida, Poales, Poaceae. Gene Ontology annotation, biological process: regulation of DNA-templated transcription.
AUGCGACUCAAGUCAAAAAUCACCACCCGCUCCCACUCCCAGCCAUGCCUCUCAUCUUCUUCUCCGCCGCAGCCCCCCUCGUCGCCGUCUCCCUGCUGCCCCUCCCCACCCACUGCUGCCUCCGCCUCACCGCCACCCGCGCGGCCGCCACGAGCACAACCGCCACCCCGGGUCCCGCUCCCGCGAGCACCUUCGCCGUCGAGGACUACCUCAUCGCCAGCUGCCACCUCACCCCACCGCAGGCGCUCAAGGCGUCCAAGAGCCUGGCGCACCUCAAGUCCGCAUCCAACGCGGACGCGGUGCUCGCCUUCCUUGCGGACCUCGGGCUCUCCCCAAAGGAGGUGGCCGCCGUUGUGGCGUCCAAUCCGCGUGUCCUCUGCGCUCGCAUCGACCGUUCCCUGGCUCCUAUCUCCACGGAGCUCCGCGCGCUCGGCCUCUCCCCGUCCCAGAUCGCGCGCCUCGCGCAGAUCGCCGGCCGCUACUUCCUCUGCCGCAGCUUCGUCUCCAAGGUACGGUUCUGGCUCCCGCUCUUCGGCUCCCCCGAGCGGCUCCUCCAGGCCAGCGACUGGAACUACUGGCUCCUCAGCUCCGACCUCGAGAAGGUGGUGGAGCCCAACGUGGCCUUCCUCAGGAAGUGCGGCCUCAGCGCAGUCGACAUCGCCAAGCUGCUCGUGGCCGCGCCGCGGCUCGUCACCAUGCCUCCGGAGUAUGUCCAGGACGCGGUGCGGCGCGCCACGCAGCUCGGCGUGGCGCCGGGCUCCCAGAUGUUUCGCCACGCGCUCUCCACCGCGGGAUGUAUCGGGCAGGAGAAGGUCGACUCCAAGGUCGCCGUCCUCAAGGAGACGCUCGGGUGGUCGCAGGAGGAGGUGAGCCUGGCCAUCAGUAAGGCGCCGCGGAUCCUGGUUGCGUCCGAGGAGAGGCUGCGCCGGAACGCGGAGUUCCUGCUCAACGAGGUCGGGCUGCCGCCGCAGUACAUCGCCCGCCGUUCGGUGCUUCUCAUGUACAGCCUCGAGAGGCGGAUAGUGCCCCGGCACCUCGUGCUGAUGGUUCUCAAAGAGAAGGGGUUGGUUGAGCAGGACAGGUGCUUCUUCAACGUGGUGGCACCAACAGAAGAGAAAUUCUUGGAGAAAUUCGUUGCUCCCUACGAGGAAUCCAUCCCUGGUCUUGCCGAUGCUUAUGAGUCUGCUUGUAUGGGGAAAGUGACCCGGGGCCUAUGACUGGAAUGUCGAGGAGAAUUUCGAAGCCUUCGUCAUCUCCUCGGUGGCCAACUCCAUGUAUCCAUAGUGGUAGUGUCAGAGACGGAUGCCGCGGAUGAAAUAUCCAACCUGACGCGCGAACCAGCAAAUCAAGGCGAUAGAGAACGAGCCCAGAACCUCAAUGUUUGGCGGAUAUACUUCGUCCUCCAAAUUUUACCGGACCCUUUACAGGAGCUUGCUAGACGCAUAAAGUAGCUGAAGAACUGCUAUAUAUAACGUACAGAACGUUUUACCGAGCGUUGCUGGAGGCAGCCUAAUUCCGGCCUACUGUAUACCCUUGUCUUUAAAUUAUAGGUCUUCAGGUGGAUACUCUCCGUCCCUCCAUUGCCCUGCCAAAAAAAAAUAUGGCACUUAGUAAACCACUUUUAAGUCUUAAUAAGUAAUCAGCGUUGCUAUGUAAUGCUUAAUGUCAGAAUAUCUUUGCCUGAAAGUACAA